Messenger RNA from Lactuca sativa (garden lettuce), 1745 nucleotides. Its product is annotated as protein CYTOSOLIC ABA RECEPTOR KINASE 7. The record is from RefSeq and is a predicted model, not a curated record. Gene Ontology annotation, molecular function: ATP binding; protein tyrosine kinase activity. Gene Ontology annotation, biological process: protein phosphorylation. NCBI's taxonomy places the organism in Eukaryota, Viridiplantae, Streptophyta, Magnoliopsida, Asterales, Asteraceae.
UUUGACGACAAAGAAAUGCUCCAAAAAGUCACCACCCCUCCUUUCGCUCUCUUUCUUCACUUUUAGGCUGUUUCUCCCUUUUCAUUUGGAGAGAGAAAGAAUGCUAACGAAUCGAACUACUCUGAGAACAGAUAGGGAACUGUAGGGGAGACCAAUUUAAACUCUCUCUCUCUCUCUCUCUCUCUCUCUCUCUCUCUCUCUCUUCGUCUUUCGUGCUUAUCUGUGUUUCCUAAUAUUCAAUCACCGGAAAACAUAAUCAACACAAAACCCUAAAUCGAGGAAGCCAACGACACAGUUCAAGCCCACAGAAACGACAGGCCACGUCAGCAUAUUGAUAAGUGUGUGGGAUUUCAAAUUUAAGGAAGAAAAAUAGGAUGCGGAGGUGGUUGUGUUGCACUUGUCAAGUUGAAGAGUCUUAUUCAUCAAAUCACAAUGAUCCCAUAAAGAAUCCCACUGAUUACACAGAUGGGCAUCAAAAGGGUCAAAAAGAAUCUCCUAUAAAACCUGAAGUGCAAAAAACAGCUCCACCAAUAGAAGUUCCUGAACUUUCAUUAGAAGAACUUAAAGAAAAAACCGAUGAUUUUGGAUCAAAGGCAUUAAUUGGUGAAGGUUCAUAUGGAAGAGUUUAUUUUGCAACUUUAAAUAAUGGAAAAACUGUUGCUGUUAAAAAACUUGAUGUUUCUACUGAGGCUGAAUCAAAUAAUGAGUUUUUGUCUCAGGUUUCCAUGUUCUCAAUGUUGAAGCAUGAGAAUCUUAUAGAGUUGCUCGGUUAUUGUGUUGAAGGAAAUGUGCGUGUUUUGGCUUAUGAAUUUGCAACCAUGGGAUCUUUACAUGACAUUUUGCAUGGUAGGAAAGGGGUGCAAGGAGCACAACCAGGGCCAGUGAUUGAUUGGAUGCAACGGGUAAAGAUUGCAGUUGAUGCAGCAAAAGGGCUUGAAUAUUUACAUGAAAAGGCUCAACCUUGUAUAAUUCAUAGAGAUAUAAGGUCAAGCAAUGUGCUUUUAUUUGAAGAUUUAAAAGCCAAAAUUGCAGACUUUAAUCUUUCAAAUCAAUCACCAGACAUGGCUGCUCGAUUGCAUUCUACUCGUGUAUUGGGCACCUUUGGCUAUCAUGCACCAGAAUACGCGAUGACUGGGCAAUUAACACAGAAGAGUGAUGUGUAUAGCUUUGGUGUUGUUCUUCUUGAGCUUUUAACUGGCCGGAAGCCUGUUGAUCACACAAUGCCACGUGGACAACAAAGCCUUGUCACUUGGGCUACUCCAAGGCUAAGCGAAGACAAGGUUAAACAAUGUGUAGAUCCAAAGCUCAAGGGAGAAUAUCCUCCAAAGGCAGUUGCAAAGUUAGCAGCUGUGGCUGCAUUAUGUGUGCAAUAUGAAUCCGAGUUUAGGCCAAACAUGAGCAUUGUUGUGAAGGCUCUUCAACCACUUUUAAAGGCUUCUCCACCAACAGCACCUGAGAUUUUAACAGAAUGAAAAUCUUGAUUCAUGAAAAAUUCUCAACUUCAAUGGGAAAACAAACAUUGGUUGGUGGUGUGUUCAUCUGUAGAUUCUACCUUUUGCCACCUUUAUAUAUAUACACAUAUACAUACAUAACAUAUAUAUACGUAUAGGGUUUUAUCCGUUUGAUUCUUGCAUUUGAGAAGUAUUGUUGAGCCGUUUUUUUUGUUUGAUGGAAUUUUAUGAAUAAUGUGAGAGUUUUGAAUUUGGUUUUGUUGUGAUUUGUUAUAUUAUUGAGGUUUUCUGCGA